AUUUCAUAUUUCAUAGACACUAACUUACUUGGCCGCAACUCCCAACCACACCACGCUCUUUCUAUUCCUCCCUACAUAUAUUCCCAUCUCAAAACUUCCUGGAGACAACCAAAAACAUAAACACAAACGCCAAUCGAAACUCUCGCGUUUACUAUGGAGAAGAAGUGUUUUGGACUUGCGGUGGCAUUUGUAUUCUUAGUAUUGGUUCAUGUCUCUGUAUCGGUUCCCUUUAUAGUGCUUCAUGGGAUUGCAGCUGCAUGUUCUGAGGGCAAAGAAGCUAACUUCACGCAGCUUCUCUCUAACUUCUCUGGCUCUCCAGGUUUUUGCCUAGAAGUUGGAAAUGGAGAACUCGAUUCAUGGUUCAUGCCACUUGCUAAACAAGCGGAAAUAGCGUGUGAGAAAGUGAAGCAAAUGAAAGAGUUGCGUCAAGGAUACAACAUUGUUGGAAGAUCUCAGGGGAAUCUAGUGGCUAGAGGCUUGAUUGAGUUCUGCGAUGGUGGACCUCCUGUUUACAACUAUGUAUCUUUAGCAGGUCCUCAUGCUGGAAUCUCCUCUGUUCCUAUGUGUGGUUCUGGAUUAUGGUGUGAAAUAGCAGAUGAGCUAAUCAAGUCAGAUAUUUAUAGCGACUUCAUUCAAGAUCAUCUUGCUCCUAGUGGUUAUCUCAAAAUCCCUACGGAAAUGAAAAAGUACCUAGAAAGUUCCAAGUAUCUACCUAAGCUUAACAAUGAGAUACCAGGCCAAAGAAACUCCACUUACAAUGAACGUUUCGCCAGCUUACAUAACUUGGUUCUUAUCAUGUUUGAAGACGAUAAGGUCAUUGUUCCAAAAGAUUCAUCUUGGUUUGGGUUUUACCCGGAUGGUGAUUUCGGACCUCUUCUCACCGUUCGAGAGACAAAACUCUUUAAAGAGGAUUGGAUCGGUCUGAAACCAUUGAUUGAUACAGGGAAAGUGGAGUUUGUGAGUGUAGGUGGCGCACACCUAAGAAUGUCAAAUAUGGAUAUCGUCAAAUAUGUUGUACCUUAUCUCCAAAACCAACCUUCUUCCGAGCAAAAAAGAUUCAAUCGCAAAACGAAAGAGCCUUUGCGCCCUUGAAAGAGCCAAUAUUUCAAGUUUCAUAUGCUUAUUUAUGCAAUAGUGAAAAAACCUUAGUGAUGGAUGAAUGUGUAGAACAAAAAUCAUUAUUCAUAUAGAUAUCUUAUUAUAUAAAGUUUGGUUCUUGAAAAUUACUAAU
Messenger RNA from Raphanus sativus (radish), 1231 nucleotides. RefSeq lists its product as uncharacterized. The transcript is spliced from 7 exons. The record is from RefSeq and is a predicted model, not a curated record. Gene Ontology annotation, cellular component: intracellular membrane-bounded organelle. NCBI's taxonomy places the organism in Eukaryota, Viridiplantae, Streptophyta, Magnoliopsida, Brassicales, Brassicaceae. Bases 154 to 1092 code for a protein of 312 amino acids. Gene Ontology annotation, molecular function: thiolester hydrolase activity.